This is a messenger RNA of Ascoidea rubescens DSM 1968, 186 nucleotides long. RefSeq names its product Coa4p (gene COA4). Lineage: Eukaryota; Fungi; Ascomycota; Saccharomycetes; Ascoideales; Ascoideaceae. Gene Ontology annotation, biological process: mitochondrial respiratory chain complex IV assembly. The record is from RefSeq and is a predicted model, not a curated record. The annotation marks the transcript as partial. The transcript has a single exon. Gene Ontology annotation, cellular component: mitochondrial intermembrane space.
GAUGAUGAUGAUGAUCCCGAUGAAUGGGACCAAAGAAUUAUUAAAACCGGAUGUGCAAAAGAGAAUCGAAAAUUACAAUUUUGCCAUGCAGAUACUGGUGAUUGGAGACAAUGUAUAAAAGAAAUGGAAGCAUUUAAAAAAUGUUGGAGCACAAAUCAUAACAAUGAAAGAACUCAUACAGUCGAU